CGCCAACUGUCUAUGCUGCCUCUCAGCGAUCGACCCCUACAGCCUGACACAUCUCUGGCUGCUCCCAUUAGGAGAGCCAUUCGCGAGGAACUUGCCGACUCGCUACCUUUGGCUCAACCAUGUCCUCCCGUGGCGGCACCUCUGACCUAUGCUGCAGUCGCAGCGCGACCUGCGCCGCCGACAUUCGCAUUUCCUGCGACAGUGCGACCUCAAGCAGUGCCAACUCCCGUGUCGCCUCCUAUUCCGCCUCGAAGCCCAAUUCAGAACCCUUGGCGCACACGCGACAACCGACCCAUAUGUUUCGCUUGCGGUUUCGCCGGCCAUGUCGCGCGCUUCUGCCAUCGUCGCAUGCCACCUUCUAACCCUGCUGUCUCAACGCCUGGGUAUGGAUAUUCCCACGAUGCUACCGGCCAUUCCAUGCAUCCCGACCCAGAGUAUCCGCCGUCUUCUCGACGCCCUUUCGGCAACCAUCGUUCUCCGUCACCACGUCGUCGCUCGCUUUCCCCCUUACGUCGUCGCCGGUCACCUAGCGAGGGAAACUAGUUGCUGCAGUUCUGCAGGCACGAACUGCCAGCUUCGCGACUUCUACAAGGCCUGCACAGUCGCCACACAAUUUACUGGACGUUUUGGUUGAAGGAACCGCCACAAUUGCGCUUAUUGAUACUGGGGCUGCGGUUUCUGUUAUGGACGAAAAGCUUUGUCGUAAGCUCCGCAAGGUCACCACGCCGUUGUCUGGUUUGCUACUGCGUACCGCGAGUGCGCAGCAUAUAGCACCGCUCGCUCAAUGUACCGCAAGAGUGCUCAUUGCCGACGUAGUUUAUGUUGUUGAAUUUUUCGUGCUUCCUUCAUGUUCACAUGACAUCAUUCUUGGCUGGGACUUCUUGUCUCACCAUCGUGCCAUCAUCGACUGUGCUCGGGCCGAAGUGGCGCUUUUCCCGCUUUCCGAAGCCUCGCUGCCUGACCCUUCUGAAAGUAAAGCCGCCAAGCUCACAGUUGUCUCCGAUACGAACAUACCACCCGAAAUGUCGGUUCUUGUGCCCGUAUCUUGUUCCGCCGCGCCAGACGCUACGGUGCUUUUUACACCAUCGCCUAUUUUUCUACGUCGCAAGGCUCUCCCUCUACCAUUUGCCGUCCUCAACACUGUAUCUGGAUUAUCCACUAUGCUUGUGUGUAACCCGCUUCAAUCCCCUGUGACCUUACUGCGUGGAGAAUCCCUUGGUCGUGUUCAGCCCCUUGACCCGCUUCACAUUCUCGAUACUUCCGACGACAUGGCCUGUUAUGAGCUCGACGCCCUCACUUCUCCAUUGCUGUGCGCAUCAUCAUCAUCAUUGUCGUCGUCGUCAGACGUUCUCGAAUCUGCCUUGGACGCCGAUCUCCCACCUGCGUACCGCCAGCAAGUCCUCGCGCUUCUUCAGAAUUUUCGCUCGUCGUUUGAUUGCGACCAACCAUCCCUGGGACGUACGGCGACCGUCACUCACAGCAUCCACACUGGUUCCCAUCCACCAUUACGCCAGCGGCCAUACCGCGUGUCGGCAGCCGAGCGACAAAUCAUUACCGAGCAAGUCGACGAUAUGCUGCAUCGUGGCGUCAUUCGGCCUUCCCAGAGUCCUUGGGCGUCUCCUGUAGUAUUAGUACGCAAGAAGGACGGCUCAAUACGCUUCUGUGUGGAUUACCGUCGGCUCAAUAAGAUAACUCGUAAAGAUGUGUAUCCGCUGCCUCGGAUAGAUGACGCCCUCGACUCCCUACAAGGCGCGGAGUACUUCUCAUCUUUGGAUCUUCGCUCCGGCUAUUGGCAAGUGCCGAUGGCUGAAGACGACUGUGAGAAGACCGCUUUCGUCACGCCCGACGGCUUGUAUGAAUUUACUGUAAUGCCAUUCGGGCUCUGCAACGCGCCCGCUACUUUCGAGCGUAUGAUGGACACUAUCCUUCGUAAGACGGGAGGAUGGCAGCCGCGGCAGCUUAAUUUGGUAAAGCCCUCAACGCGUAAUGCGGAAGAGUUGGAUUCGGCGCCCGCCGGAGCGUCUCCCGGCGUGCACCACUCACUUCUGAGGACCCAGGGCUCAUGGUUCCUAAGUGCCAGGAAUCCUUUGAAGAUGCUCGCGGUGCAGGCGGUGCUCACGUUGCUAUUUCCCAUGAGAUCGGAGAUCGACGGCAUCGCGCUUCGCACCAGCGAGUUCAACAGCCGCUCCACGUCGUCCAUCAAGUUCUUGCUACCGGCGCCUGUUAGUGAUACCGGUGCAAUUUGGGAACUCACUGCGGGGACCACAAGUAGCAAGAAAAGCAGAGCGGGGUACGCGACGGCCAUAAUGGCGGCGGUUUGCUGA
This is a messenger RNA of Dermacentor silvarum, 2324 nucleotides long. RefSeq lists its product as uncharacterized. The transcript has 3 exons. Bases 684 to 2324 code for a protein of 546 amino acids. The record is from RefSeq and is a predicted model, not a curated record. Lineage: Eukaryota; Metazoa; Arthropoda; Arachnida; Ixodida; Ixodidae.